AUGAUGGUAGUAUUCGAAAUAGUGGCUAUUCUCUGGAUGCACUCUACUAGAGACAAGGCUGAUGAUGAGUCUAAUCCGCUAGUCGGUUCAUCCAUGAGAAGCAAAGAACGUUUCGCCCACUUUUUCCUGUUCUUAUGUCGUGGCGCCGCAUACCACACACACUCGGAAAACUGGGUCUCCUCGGCCACACGCGAUGGGCUGCAAACUGGGACCGUUGCAAUGCUGCAUGUGCGCGCUGGGUGGUGGGUCACCCCGAUCAUGCUGACUGGGGUGGCUUCUGCGCGCCCCGAGAAAAGCCCAUCCAUGCACACGGGCCUCAAAAUAAACGAAUUCAUGAUCGUUCCUUUUGUCCCUCUCGCUCCUCCUUCCAAGUCCUUCCGUGUGGGGGGGGAGGUGCACAAGGGAAAGUUUACCAAGACCAUCGUGUUUCUCUCGAGUGGAGGAGGUAUCCCCACCAUUUGA
Molecule: messenger RNA, 462 nt
Organism: Plasmodium cynomolgi strain B
Lineage: Eukaryota; Apicomplexa; Aconoidasida; Haemosporida; Plasmodiidae
Product: ABC transporter
Exons: 5
Coding region: 1-462 (153 amino acids)
Source: RefSeq, a predicted model, not a curated record